Molecule: messenger RNA, 1788 nt
Organism: Salvia splendens (bonfire salvia)
Lineage: Eukaryota; Viridiplantae; Streptophyta; Magnoliopsida; Lamiales; Lamiaceae
Exons: 3
Coding region: 1-1788 (595 amino acids)
Source: RefSeq, a predicted model, not a curated record
AUGGUGAACUCUCGAGGUGAUUCUCGCCUUGACACGGUGGAGAAGGCAAACGAGGAACUCAACGAACGGGUCACAUCAUUAGAGUCCAAGCUCGACUCCUUGUUGGCCGAAGUGCGCGCGGGAUUCGCGUCCCUCACCCCCGGUACCAAGGUCCCUCCGGAGGACGAGGCUUCCUCCGAGAACCGGGAAUCAAAUUCGGUUUCAACUGGCAACCAGUCCCCAUCCCCUAUGCCGACGUUUGACGGCACCGACGCCCUCGCAUGGCUGGCAAGGGCGGAGCAAUACUUCCUGAUUUCGGAUACGGCGCCCGAGAAGCGGGUGGGCGUAGCCAUGGUGGCGCUGGCUGGCGCCGCCCUCCCCUGGUAUCAGCUUCUGCGGAGACGGAAUCCAGACCUCUCCUUGCCCCGGUUUGCUCCAGUCCGACACACGGGCUCCCUCGCAGAAUAUGUAGCGGCAUUCGAGGCAUGCCUCGCUCAGGUACCAGAUAUAGCCUGCCACCAGUACCUCGGUUUCUUCAUGGCGGCCCUCCGGCCGGAGGUGCGCCUCCAGAUGAAGGCCGCAAAGAUCACAUCUUAUGAAGAUGCUGUCGAGUUGGCACUGGACAUAGAUGUGCUCGCAUCACAGCAACCUCAGAGGACAGCCCCUGCCCCCUCCCACACGGUGUCGCAGCCCUACACCGGGCACCAGCGUCGCCCGUCGACCACCGGUUACUCAAGCGCGCACUCUCCGCUCCCUUCCACAGGCUCAUCCCGGCCAAUAUCCAAACGCUUCCGGAAUAUCUCCCCGGAAGAAUAUAGGCGGCAUAUCGCGACUGGCACCUGUGUCAAGUGCGGCCUCAAGUUUAGCCCGACUCACAAGUGCCCGCCCAAGACCCUCAAUGUCCUCAUCUGCGACGAUGACGAGCUGCCAACUGAGGACCUGGAGCUCGAGGAGGAGCUGGAAGAUGCAAGUAAACCAGAGCUCUCCGUCCUAUCCCUACAUGGCCUGGACACGGCAAAUACCAUGAAAUUGUUCGGCCAUGUGGGGCAGCAGCAGGUCAAGAUAAUGGUGGAUAGCGGAGCAAACUACUGUUUCAUCUCCGAGCAAUGCGCCCAACAGCUCCAACUGCGAAUCACCCCAACGUCUCCCUACUCCGCCGUUCUAGGGGACGGCUCCACGCGGCGUGCGGCUGGAAUCUGCAAAGGGGUCACGGUUACAAUGGCAAACGAGGACUUCACCAUAUCUUGCUAUGUGUUCCCCCUUCGCAACAUCGAUAUCAUUUUGGGAGUGUCAUGGCUCGCCUCCCUGGGGUACGUCAUGGUCAAUUGGCAACACUCCUCGAUGGAUUUCUCGGUCCACGGCAGACCCGUGGCCCUUAAGGGAAACCCAUCACUCAUGCGGCGGGCCUGCUCCACCGGGGACCUCCGUCGCUUGGAGGACGGCGACUGCGGUUGGAUCCUCCACUCCAUCGACACCACGCCGUCGGCAUCCCCCCUCGGCAUCAACCCGGCCCUGUCGGCCAAGGCCACCGACCAAUUACGGCAGCUGAUCAAGCAAUUCCCCGCGAUCACGGAAUCCGCGUCCAACCUACCGCCCCGCCGCCAGAUUGACCACAAAAUACCACUUCUACCCGGUACGGAACCCGUCUCCGUCGCCACCCCAUCGACCGCCGCCACCGACAUGUUCACACCGCCUACACGGCUCCUCCUCACUGUCGCGGCGCCCUCCGUCCCUGCAAUGGACCGCCACGACGGUCCUAUUAGUGAUACUCUAAUCUUCGACAGUUGCCGGCAUGAUUCGUUAGAGUGA